AUGAAGUUAUUAUUAGUAUUAACUAUUUUAUCAGUAUUGGCUAGUUGCAUCAAAGCAGUUGAUUAUAUUUCAAUAGUACCCUAUGGCGAUUACCAAUGCGGUGAUGUUCCAGCAGGACGAGGUUUCUACGUUCCAUUGAAUACUUGCAUUAAUCUCUUUUUCCAAGACACCUAUUUCGAAAUUGUCGAUGGAGAGUUACAAGUAUCCUUUAGCCCCAAUUGUGGUGAUGAAGAUAAAGAUACUUUUUAUUAUGAUCUUGAACAAUGUACAAUUUUUAAACUUAAAAAUACUGCAAAUAACUAUGCUUCGAUUAUUAGCUUGACCUCAAAACCCCCAGCCGAUGCCAUCAGCUACAAUUAUUAUUUUACCAAUAAUAAAAAUCAAUGUUCCGGAAAUUAUUUCCAAGUUUACCAAACUAAUGGAUCCAAACAAAAUUUCUAUCAAUACUAUUGUGAAAAUAACGUUGUUAAAAUUUAUAAUUGCUACAAUCCUACAACUGGUUCAAAUGAAUGCCAACCAAUUAAUGUUAAUAGUGGCUGUAAUCAACCCGACAAAUAUUAUGAUUAUCCAAACGACAUUACCUGUUAA
Molecule: messenger RNA, 588 nt
Organism: Dictyostelium purpureum
Lineage: Eukaryota; Evosea; Eumycetozoa; Dictyosteliales; Dictyosteliaceae
Exons: 2
Coding region: 1-588 (195 amino acids)
Source: RefSeq, a predicted model, not a curated record